Messenger RNA from Brenthis ino (lesser marbled fritillary), 3000 nucleotides. NCBI's taxonomy places the organism in Eukaryota, Metazoa, Arthropoda, Insecta, Lepidoptera, Nymphalidae. The record is from the annotation of a GenBank genome assembly.
AUGUCAGCUGUGAACCUAUUGUCUUCAUUGAAAGAAAAACCAACGGACGAAAGCCAGACGAAUGGCUGUAACCAAUCAGGUCACGAAGAAAGCGGUGGAGCGGGCGGGGGCGGGGACCCGGCGGUGCUGGCGGUGGGCCCCGCGCGACGCCCACUCACCUACACGCGCGACGAGCUCAUGCGUUUGCGUAAUUCACCACUCGUCAAACGCGGGCUGGAGAACGCGUUCGCGGGCAACGAGACGCUCGCACUUGUUUUAAAGAGACGUUCCGAUUCACCCAACGAAGAAGAUAAGGGAGCUAAAGGAGAUACGCCAAAUGAAAACCAUAAAGGAGUGUACGGUCGCGACCGCGAGCGCGAACGUGAGCGCCGCUCGGCGGACCCGCGCGAGCGCGUUCGCAAGGAGAGCGAGCCGAGCACGGGCAUCGUGCUGUCGCCGCAGCGGCGCUCGUUCACGUCGGGCUGCGGCGCGCCCGCCGCCGCCGCCGCGCCGCCGCCGCACCUGGCGCGCACGCGGCCCGAAUCGCCGCUCUCGCACCAGCCCAUACAGAAGACUGAGCAGGCGGGCAGACGCAUCGGGUCCGGUCGCAUCAUGGUGCGCGACGUGCCCGCCGCCGGCUGGGAGGAGGCGGAGCACGACAAGCGCGACACUCGCGACACGCGCGACACUCGUGACACGCGCGACACUCGCGACAGUCGCGACAGUCGCGACACGCGUGAAGUGCGCAACGAGCCGUACCGCCCGCCGCGCGAACGCGACCGCGACCGCGAGCGUGAGCGUGAGGACCGACGCACUAAUGGGGGGUUCGACCGUCGCUCGUUCAGAGACCGAGACUCCUACACCUCUGACAUCAAGAGGGAACGGGACGACCGAUUUAACAACGAAAAACAACGUGAUAGGGAGGAUAACCGUAGAUCUGGUGGUCGCUUCUCUCAACGAAGAUUUGAGAAGGAAGAUGAACCAGAAUGGUUUAGUGGAGGGCCUACAUCUCAGUUGGAGACGAUCGAGUUGCGGGGGUUCGACGAGCCCAUCAAGAAGAACGGACCCACUAGUAAUAAGGAGAAUGAGAAGUGGAACAACAAUGGCGGGUCGAGAUCGCCGGAGCGCUGGCGCGCCGAGCCCUCACCACCGCCGCACGCGGACUCGCUCAAUAACAGCAAUGAUAAGGAUUCAGGUGUGGAGUUGAAAACUGAGGAGCAGCCGCAGCCACCGGAGCAGCCUGACUUCAAUCUGGACGAGUUCCUCAAAUUUGACUCAAUACCUGAUGUCCUUACUAACGGCGGCAGCGAGACGGAGGGUAGCCGGUUCAGCCGCUGGUUCCGGCGAGACAGCCCGCCUGCGCCCUCCGCCACCGACCGCCACUACGAGAGGCUCAUGCACAACAUGAUCGACGAUUUAGACAGUUCAACCCGCGAGCCGCCCGCGCCGGAGCCGGCGUACCCGCCGGGCCGCGCCGCGCCCACGCCGCCCUCGCUGCUGGACCUGCUGCGGCGCGCCGGCGCGGACGCCGAACAGCGCUCUGCGGAAAUCAACUCGAUGGGUGGAAAGAUACACAGUCUAGAAGAGUUAGAGGCGCGACUGAGGCCGCAGCCGCCGCCCGCGCACGACCACGACCUGUCUGCCUUCAAACGACUUUUGGCGCAAGUGUCUGGGGGGCAUGCGGUUACGGCAGAGCCGCCGCGGCCGCAACCUCCGCAACCUCCGCAGCCGCAACCGCAGCCUCAGCCUAUGAGCUUACUACAGAUGUUGAGCAAGAGCAUGGAACAACAGCAACAACAACAACAACAACAGCAGCAGCAACAACAGCAGCAACAACAACACCAGCAACAACAACACCAGCAGCAACAACAACAACAACAGCAGCAGCAGCAGAAGGCGCCGCACAUCCCGCAGGAACUCCUAUACAAGCUCCUGCAGGUGCAGCAGCGCCAACAAGCUGCAGGUGAAUGUGGAAUGGGAGGUAUGGGCUCGAUGGCGCAACCUUCCGACAGGGACUUGCUGCAGCGACCCGAGGCUCAAGCUAUUAUACACGGAUUGAAAGCAGGCGAGAUCACAGUACAGAACCUGAUGCAGCAGCUCGGCAACCCUGGCCUGCAGAGCCGUCACCGGGAGCUGCUGCUCACCAUACUGCGCACUCAUCAACAGAGACAGCAAAUGGGCGGUUCUCCCCUACCCACGGGCGUUCCUCCCGCGCAUCUAGUGGUGCCUCCACACCACCAACCGCUCAGACUUUCGCCAUUACCUCAUCCAGCGUUUUGCGUGUCGCCCAUCAUGGCGACCAGUCCCAACACCCUCACAGUGCACCAUCCAGGCGUGCCCGCGCGCAUCCCGUCGCCGCGCGAGCUCGUAGCGCACACGCAGUCCAUAAUGCAGGGUGCUCUCAUCAAGAAGAAGCUGGAGGAGCAGCGGGAGAACUACCGCAGGCGGCACGAGGUGCAGCAGCCGAAACAACCUACACCCAUCUCUUUCACACCCACAUCUGUACUGCGUAAAAUGACAGCCGAGAAGGAGGAGGCCGGCAGCCCCAAGUCGUCGUGGGCGCCGCCCGCGCACUCGCUCCCGGCGCACGCGAAGCCGCAUGGCAGGCCUAUAGUUAAGCAAGGAACUCAAAGCGGCCCCGGACAAAUGGGAUUCGCACCCGGACAAUCUGAAUACCAACAGCAUUUGUUCAACCAACAGAUGGCAAAUGCUAAUCGAGCCUUUCCUCAUCAGCAGCAGAGACAGCAACCUACUUCGUUGAAUAGCAUGGGCGGUGUGGGCGGCAUGUCCCGCGGCGCCGGCACCACCCUACAUCAGCUGUUGGUACAGUCACAUCAAAGAACUUUCAAUGAAAUGGGCGGCGGCACCGGCGGUGGCGACAACCAACUCGCCCGCUGGUUCUCCCCCGAGCUGCUCGCGCGCGCUUCCGCCGGCAAGCUGCCCUCCGUGCACGUGCCCAACGCGCUUUCCCUGGAGGACCUUGAGCGGCACCACCACUCGCCCGCGCCACCCGUGCGCAAC